CAAACAUUUAUUUGAGACGUACUGACGGUAUAUUUUGACUUGACUUGACUUCUGAGUGAAACAAAGUUCUUUCCAAAGCUCUUCAUCCGUGUCUUCAUCGUAGCGUCACAUGUGCGUCAGUGUGAGAUAAGAAAACCAAAGUGGUCUCAGCUUUCAGGACGAGACACAGAAAAAGGCCAUUGACGGCGCUGCGCUGCCUCACGUGGGCGUGACCAACACGCUGCGUCUAAUUCACAGUCUCUUCACUGCACUCACUCAGCCUGCGCCUGCUUUAACUCCACAGCAGCGAAGAAAAAUGGCUUCUAGUGUUUUCACUGGUCGUUAUGGCAAAGCUCCUCCGUCCAUCUCCUUCUCUGGCUCCGGAUUCAUGGCCACGUACCAGUUAGGUGCCGCCCAGUGCCUCCUGAAUUACGUGCCGUGGAUGCCGCGUGCAGCUCCGUACGUUCUGGGCGCCUCUGCCGGGUCUUUGGUGGCCGCUGCCGUCGUCUGUGAAAUGAGCCCAAUCACAAUUCGGGACGAGAUCUUAACCUUUGCCAGACAGUUGAAGGCUUUGAGACUGGGACCGUUUAACCCGUCCAUUAACGUCUUCCACUGGCUGGAGUUUGUUUUAAACAAACAUCUUCCCGCCGACACUCAUCAGCUGGCCAGCGGCCGCCUCGCCGUGGCCAUGACGCGUCUGAGUGACGGCAAACAUGUCGUGACCACUGAAUUUCAGUCCAAAGACGACGUGGUUCAGGCUCUUCUCUGCAGCUGCUUCGUACCUGGAUACUGUGGGAUUCUGCCUCCGUCCUUCAAAGGAGUGUAUUAUCUGGACGGGGGUUUCAGUGGCAUGCAGCCCGUGCCGCCCGCUCCCUGCAGCGACACCUUGACGGUGUCUCCGUUCUCUGGAGAGACGGACAUCUGCCCGUCUGACCGAUGCAGCAAGUGGGACAUGGUGGUGAGUGGAACCACGCUGAAGGCCAACAUGGAGAACAGCGUCAGGGCCCUGAACGCUCUGUACCCCAUGACUUUAGAGACACUUGAAGAAGCCUACCACAGAGGCUUUAAAGACACCAUUGAUUUUCUUCAGCGUAAUGAUCUUGCCCCGUACUCAAUAAUGUCCCAGGGUUCACUGAACUGUCCUCCGGAUAACACGUGGAUUCAUCUGGAGACCAGCGCGGAGGAAGAGGACGAGGUGAAGGUGGAGGACGAGGCUGCGCCGCCGUCUUUUAUCGGCGAUGGCCAGAAGGACAACAUCGUCCUCCAGAGCACACAGAGAAAGGCAGUGUUUCUGUUGUUGUUGACGUGGCAUUGCCUGAGACAUUCCCUCUUCUUCUUUUUCGACGUAUUUCUCAGCAGCGUGAAGAAGAACAUGAAGGACAGGCUCAUGCCCGUCGUCAUGUUGUUGAAGUGGCUGAAAAUUCAGACGCAAGCGGAGGGUGAGUCAGAGUCUUCUUCCCCUUCACGUGGCCUUCAUCACUCCAUCACACAGGAUUACAAGAACCAAAAACUGUAGAGAAAGUCCAUCCAUCUUCUACCGCUUUAUCGCCCUCAUGAGGGUCACAGGGGGCGGGGCAAGUGCCAAUCUCAGCCAACAGAGGGCGACACAAAUAAAUUCUUUAUUUUGUCUAUUUUGUCAAUUUGACUUUCUUUGACAUUAGAGCAUCACAAAGUUUGGUUUCAUUUUUAUUAUUAUUAUUAUUAUUAUUAUUAUUAUUAUUAUUACACACCAUCGAUUAUUCACUGAUUACUGAAUUACUUUUUAAUCGUUUUUUAAUAAUAAAUAAAAAAAUUUCCGGUUUCUUUGCUCC
This is a messenger RNA of Solea senegalensis (Senegalese sole), 1790 nucleotides long. It is a transcript of the gene pnpla1, whose product is annotated as patatin-like phospholipase domain containing 1. Gene Ontology annotation, cellular component: lipid droplet; cytoplasm; membrane. Gene Ontology annotation, biological process: triglyceride catabolic process; lipid homeostasis. The transcript has 8 exons. Lineage: Eukaryota; Metazoa; Chordata; Actinopteri; Pleuronectiformes; Soleidae. The coding region runs from base 296 to 1495 and encodes 399 amino acids. Gene Ontology annotation, molecular function: triacylglycerol lipase activity. The record is from RefSeq and is a predicted model, not a curated record.